Fonsecaea nubica is the source of this 1089-nucleotide messenger RNA. RefSeq lists its product as hypothetical. Gene Ontology annotation, molecular function: methylenetetrahydrofolate dehydrogenase (NAD+) activity; methylenetetrahydrofolate dehydrogenase (NADP+) activity. Bases 1 to 1089 code for a protein of 362 amino acids. Gene Ontology annotation, biological process: purine nucleobase biosynthetic process. The record is from RefSeq and is a predicted model, not a curated record. Lineage: Eukaryota; Fungi; Ascomycota; Eurotiomycetes; Chaetothyriales; Herpotrichiellaceae. Gene Ontology annotation, cellular component: cytosol. The transcript has 3 exons.
AUGUCGCUAGGCUCAGGACCAGUGUCCCAUCCGAGCUGCAAGGUCAUUCUUGCGGGGACCAUAGCGAAGGGACUGUUGGCAGAAAUCCAGGCUGGUCUAAAGGAACUCGAUCGCAAGCCACAUCUGUUGGGGAUUCUGGCAAACAAUGAUCCCGCUGCCAGAGUGUAUGCCGAUUGGACCGAGAAGACGUGUCGCGAAAAUGGCUUCGCGUACACGCUCCAAGAAGCGGCAAAGGACUCGGUGGAGGAGGUCGUGCUCGCGGCCAACGCCAACCCGACCUACGACGGCAUCAUCAUCUACUACCCGAUCUUCAACAACCGGGGCCAAGACCAGUACAUCCAGAACAUCGUAUCCCUGGCCAAGGACGUCGAGGGCCUGAGCCACCAGUACAUCUUCAACAUGUACCAGAACAUCCGGUUCCUGGACGAGGCGCAGAUGGUCAAGAGCAUCCUGCCGUGCACGCCGCUGGCCGUGAUCAAGAUCCUCGAGUACCUGCACAUUUACAACACCAUCCUGCCCUACGGCAACAGGCUGUUUGGCCGGACCGUCUGCGUCGUCAACCGCAGCGAGGUCGUGGGGCGGCCGCUCGCCGCGCUGCUCGCCAACGACGGCGCGUGCGUCUACUCGGUCGACGUCACGGGCGUGCAGCAGUUCACCCGGGGCGAAGGGAUCCGCAAGCGGAAACACGAGGUGGUGGAGAAGGAAGGGUGGACGAUUGAGAAUUGCGCCCCGCUGUGCGACGUCGUCAUCACGGGCGUCCCGGGCGAAGCGUACAAAUUCCCCUGCCACCUGUUGAAGGAGGGGGCCGUGUGCAUCAAUUUUUCCAGCGAAAAGAACUUCCCUCCCGAAGUCAAGGAAAAGGCGUCCAUCUACGUCCCCGCCAUCGGCAAAGUCACCAUCGUCGUGCUGCUGCGCAACCUGCUCCGCAUCGUGCAGAACCGGCAGGCCCAGGUGACCAAGGAACAACAACAUUCCGCGGCUCAGGCAUCCGCGGUUGGAGACAGUCUGAGAGUCGAGGCUAUCGACAACAAUGAUACUGUGGCAGACGGGCGAAAAGGAGAAACGGCCCCGAACGGGGUUGCGAGGUAA